Vicia villosa (hairy vetch) is the source of this 1685-nucleotide messenger RNA. Its product is annotated as probable serine/threonine-protein kinase PBL11. The coding region runs from base 237 to 1460 and encodes 407 amino acids. NCBI's taxonomy places the organism in Eukaryota, Viridiplantae, Streptophyta, Magnoliopsida, Fabales, Fabaceae. Gene Ontology annotation, biological process: protein phosphorylation. Gene Ontology annotation, molecular function: protein kinase activity; ATP binding. The transcript is spliced from 7 exons. The record is from RefSeq and is a predicted model, not a curated record.
GUGAAGUCAAUCUUCCAUUCUAUUUCCACUUUUCUCUUUGUUUGUGAAACAAGUCCAAAAAGGCUACACAACAUUAUUAGAGCCUCCAUUACCAAAGUUCCUUUUUUGACCCUUUCUUCUCACUUCCAAGAUCCUUCUUAUCAAAACCCAAAUCAUCAAAAGUUGAAAAAAAGCCUUGAAUGUUUUUGCAUCUGAAAAAGGCUUAACCUUUUAUCAUAGGAAGGGUGAUUUUGUUGAUGGGUGCUUGCUGGAGUAAUAGGGUUAAGUCUGUGAGUCCUUCAAACACAGGGUUUACUUCUAGAAGUGUUAGCAGAAGUGGCCAUGACAUCAGCUCAACUAGCAGGAACUCGUCAGCGUCGAUAUCGGUUGCUUCUCGAAGUGAGGGUGAGAUAUUGCAAUCUUCGAAUUUGAAAAGCUUCAGCUACAAUGAGGUGAGAGCUGCCACGAGGAAUUUCCGGCCGGAUAGUGUCUUGGGGGAGGGUGGUUUUGGUUCGGUUUUUAAGGGAUGGAUUGAUGAACAUUCACAUGCUGCAACCAAACCUGGAUUGGGGAUUAUUGUUGCUGUGAAGAGGCUUAAUCAAGAGGGCUUUCAGGGUCACAGAGAAUGGUUGGCCGAAAUCAAUUAUCUCGGGCAACUUCAGCAUCCUAAUCUUGUCAAACUAAUAGGAUACUGCUUUGAGGACGAACACCGGCUUCUGGUUUACGAGUUUAUGCCGAAGGGAAGCAUGGAGAAUCAUCUUUUUAGACGUGGUUCUUAUUUUCAACCAUUCUCUUGGAGUUUGCGAAUGAAAAUAGCUCUCGGGGCUGCUAAAGGUCUCGCUUUCCUCCAUAGUACAGAACCUAAAGUCAUAUACCGUGACUUCAAAACUUCGAAUAUACUACUGGAUUCUAACUAUGAUGCCAAACUUUCUGAUUUUGGAUUGGCAAGAGAUGGGCCAACUGGUGAUAAAAGUCACGUCUCUACUCGGGUCAUGGGAACCCGUGGUUAUGCCGCACCCGAGUAUCUAGCAACAGGCCAUCUUACUGCGAAGAGUGAUGUAUAUAGUUUUGGAGUAGUUCUUCUCGAAAUGAUAUCAGGAAGACGAGCCAUAGACAAGAACCUACCAUCCGGAGAACACAACCUAGUCGAAUGGGCCAAGCCUUACCUAUCCAACAAACGCAGAGUUUUUCGCGUGAUGGAUCCACGUCUCGAAGGUCAAUAUUCACAUAGCAAAGCUCAUGCCGCAGCUGCCCUUGCUUCACAAUGUCUAUCAAUAGAACCUAGAAUCAGGCCCAAUAUGGACGAGGUCGUGAAAACAUUGGAGCAGCUUCAAGAACCAAAAGACACACAUAAGAAAGGUUCCGAUCACCGCGUCCGCAAUACCGGCCUCGGCCACAACGCUUCCGGCAAAGGUAAUGCAGAUGCUUCUAGAAAGGCUUCUGCUUAUCCUAGACCUUCUGCUUCUCUCCUUAAUGCUUGAGAGAUUUUGUGACGCGGCGUAAGCGAAAAAAAGUUCAAAGGCUUAGGUGUUGUACUAUGAAUGAACCAUAUUUAUGUGAGCAAUGUAUAGUUUUUGUUUUGUAUGUUUGUAUUUUGAGGCACAUUAGAAAAUUCAGUUCUAUUGAUCCUUAAGUUGUUUAUUGCGUUUGAACCAUGAUGUAUGUAUAAAACUGCAGCAAGCAUUAUCUAUGUGGAUGAUGUUCUA